AUGUUGCUCCGUCUGCGCGGGCCCGACGGCAUGGCCCGCGUGACGUGCGAGACCAGCACGACAUUUGGCGAGCUGGGAAAGCUGAUGCUCCCCCAGCUGCCGGCCACCGUCGAUCCCAAGACCAUCACCAUGUCCAACUCCCCGACUGGUGGAGACGCGAAGAGGCUAGCCGACAUUGCCAACUUCAAGGUCGGCCAGAUCGGACUCAAGCACGGAGACCUCAUAUUCAUCAGCUACAAGCAUCUCGGCGCGGCCACGAACGGUGACGCUCCGGCGCAGGUGACGUCAGCAAGACUCAGCGGCAAGCCAGUCCUACCGACCGAAGACGUGCCGAUCGACCCCAAGCCCGAGCGGAUUUCGAAGCCUUGGGAAGUCAUAAGGCAGUCUGCUCUAGAUGACCGGUUAGACAAGCUCGACGGAAAGAUUCCACGGGGUCGCGACCGCAUGUGCCGCCAUGGACCCAAGGGCAUGUGCGACUACUGCCAACCCAUGGAUCCCUUCGACCCGGCCUACCUUGCCGAGAAGAAGAUCAAAUAUCCUUCGUUUCAUUCGCAUCUCCGAAAGAUCAACGCCUCUACGAACAAGCCUGAACUGGGAAGCUCAUACAUACCUCCCUUGGUAGAGCCGUUCUACAGGGUCCGGCGAGACUGUCCGACGGGCCAUCCGCCGUGGCCAGAGGGUGUUUGCACCAAGUGUCAACCAAGCGCCAUCACGCUGAACCCGCAGCCGUUUAGAAUGGUCGAUCACGUCGAGUUUGCGUCACCGUCCAUCAUCGACAGCUUCAUCGAUUCGUGGCGCAAGACGGGAUCUCAGCGCAUAGGAUUUUUAUACGGGCGAUACACCGAGUACACCGAGGUGCCCCUUGGCGUGAAAGCCAUCGUCGAGGCCAUAUACGAGCCACCUCAAGUCGACGAGCUCGACGGCAUCACUUUGAACGCAUGGGAGAACCAAAAGGAGAUUGCCGAGGUGGCCAAACUCUGUGGCCUUGAGCCAGUCGGAGUCAUCUGGACGGAUCUCUUGGAUGCCGGCCGCGGAGACGGCUCAGUCGUUUGCAAACGUCACGCCGACUCGUACUACCUCUCCUCCUUGGAAAUCUGCUUCUCUUCGAGACUACAGGCUCAACAUCCCAAGUCUUCCAAGUGGAGCGACACCGGCCGCUUCGGGUCUAACUUUGUGACGUGCAUCAUCACGGGCAAUGAGCAGGGCGAGAUCGGGGUAUCGUCGUAUCAAGUAUCCAACGAUGCCGUAGAGAUGGUACGGGCGGAUAUUGUCGAGCCCUCGGCCGACCCGACAGUCAUGCUCGUUCGCGACGAGGAAGAGGACGACGGGUCCGUCAGCCGUACGCGAUAUAUCCCCGAGGUCUUUUACCGCCGGAAGAACGAAUAUGGCGCGAAUGUACAAGAAAACGCCAAGCCUUCGUUCCCGGUCGAAUACCUCUUCGUCACCUUGACUCACGGCUUCCCCGCCAACCCCAAACCGACCUUUUUGCAGACAGGCUUCCCCAUCGAGAACCGCGAAUACAUUGGAGAAAGCCAGGAACACUCUGCGCUGGCAAAGGCGCUCAAGAUGAGUCCUGGCAUGAAGCCCAGCGAUGGCUUCCAGGAGGUCUCGAAUUUCCACCUGCUCUGCUUCCUGCAUCAAAUGGGAGUACUGUCCAAGGUCCGUGGCCAUCCCUGCGACCCCGCUGCCAUGUAA
This is a messenger RNA of Purpureocillium lilacinum, 1695 nucleotides long. Its product is annotated as nuclear protein localization protein 4. The record is from RefSeq and is a predicted model, not a curated record. Gene Ontology annotation, biological process: ubiquitin-dependent protein catabolic process. Gene Ontology annotation, cellular component: nucleus. NCBI's taxonomy places the organism in Eukaryota, Fungi, Ascomycota, Sordariomycetes, Hypocreales, Ophiocordycipitaceae. Gene Ontology annotation, molecular function: ubiquitin protein ligase binding; ubiquitin binding.